UCCACUCUCUCUCUAUUCUCUUCAGUUAGUAUAUUAACACUCAACACUUUUAAACUUCAAACUUGUUCUUCAAAUCCAACCCCCUCAUUCUGCUCUUCUCGUUUCCAUCAUUCACACUAAAAAACCUUCCUUCUUAUCGGGGUAGUAGAAUUCUGCGAUGGACCUUCGAGGUUGGCCAUGGAAGAAAAAAUCAUCUCAUAAAGUUACAAAGGCUGAGAAAACAUUUGUUACACCUGACUCUGUUGGUUCCACUUUGUCUUCUGUGGCACACUUAGGAGAUCAGCAAGAAAAUUGCACAAAUAAAAACUAUGUUCAAAUUUCAAUGGAGUCAUACACACUUAUGUCUGGAUUGGAAGAUCAAGUUGUAAACCUUGAGAAUCAAGUAAAAGUUUUGGAAGAUAAGCUAUCAGCAGCUUAUUCAGAUUUAGACAACAAGGAUAAUUUGGUUAAACAACAUGCAAAAGUUGCUGAGGAAGCAGUCUCAGGUUGGGAGAAAGCUGACAGAGAAGUUGUUUCCUUAAGAUGUCAACUUGAAUCUAUAACUCUCUCAAAGCUUUGUGUUGAUGAGAGAGUACCUCACUUAGAUGGAGCUCUGAAAGAAUGCAUGAAGCAGAUAAGAACUGUAAAGGAAGAAAGUGAGCAGAAAAUACAGGAUGUGAUUCAUAUGAAAUCACUGCAGUGGGAGAAAUUCAAGUUAGAGCUUGAAUCAGAAAUUGAAAAAUUAGAUAAAAGACUUCGCGAAGAAGCUGGUGAAAAUGCUGCCCUUCUGAGAUCCCUUCAUGAAAGUUCAAUUAUAAUAGUGAAACUAAAAGAAGAAAAGUCUAAAGCCGAGGUCGAGUUAGAGCUUCAAAAGAAGAAUGCUCAGUCAUAUGAAAAAGAAAUAAAAUUGUUAAAGUAUGAAUUCGAUAUGAUUUCUAAGGAAAUGGAUAUCCGUAACGAAGAGAAGAAAAUGAUUAUGAAAUCAGCAGAAGCAGAAAAUAAACGGCACACUAAGGAUGCUAAGACUAUUGCCAAGCUAGAGAGUGAGGGCCAACGGCUUCGCAGUCUGUUGCGAAAGAAGUUUCCUGGGGUUGCUGCAUUGGCACAAAUGAAGCUAGAACUUGAAAGUACACAUAGUUUCAUGGGUGGAAUCCAUAAAGGAAAAACUAGUACUAGCCUGCAAGAAUUGGAGGUGUUUGAAGAAGAAAAAAAGAGAUUGAAAGAAGCUUUGGCUUCAAGUUAUACUGAACUGCGUGCUUUAAAGAACUUGUACACUAAAACAGUUGGCAGACUUAAGUGCCUAGAAGCUGAGCUACAUGUUCUUCAUCAAGAAAGAAGUUCCGAGAAACCGAGUUUGUCAAUCAAUAACAGAAAUUCAAGAAUUUCUAGCAAUUCACCUAGCAUCACAUCUAUGUCAGAUAGUUGGCAUGAACAUCCAGAAAGUUGUGAUGAGUCUCUUGCAUCCUCUUCUGACCAUUUUGAUAUCAGGAGAGUUAGAAGCUCAGUUAAAUUUGAGAAUCAGAAAAGUGAAACUAUCUCAGAACUGAUGGAUGACUUCUUGGAAGUGGAGAAAAUGGCAUGUUCAUCAGACAAUGGAAGUAUACAGAUUGUUAACAAAGUUAAGAACUAUGCCGAAGAUAAAGGAUCAAACGAUACACUUAAAGCUGAAGAUACUAAAUGUUUCUCACCAUAUCGAAGUUGUGCUGAUGCCAAAAUUCCAUCAAUAGAGUCUAAUCCGGACAGUGAUUAUCUUUCCAUUUUUAAUAGGCUUCAAAAUAUAAUUUCAAUGAUCAAUAGUGCUGAUAUAAAGGACUCCAAAUUUUGUAAGAUUUUUGAAGAUCUUGAACGUGCUGUGUGCGAAUUAAGAGGUUACCUCCCAACAACUUCAGAGAAAGAUGAAUGUAAGCAAGAUCUUAAGGACAAAAACAUGAUGUUAGAGGAACAUGCACAGCUUCUGGCAGAACUGAAAGCACAAUUGGCAUCAUCUCGUAAAUCAUACAACUUGGCUGAAAUUCAGCUAAAAUGUAUGACAGAAUCUUAUGAGUCACUUCAAACACAUGCAGAAGAGAUAGAAGCUGAAAAUAAGUUUCUAAAGGAAAAGAUAAACGAGCUAAAGAAUGAUCUUGAGGAGGAAAAACAAUGUUGUCGCGAUGCUUUGGUGAGACACAAAGAAACUGACGAAAAAAUGCAAAGGAACAAGUGCCUGGCGUGUGCAUCGAAUACAGAAGAAAAUAAUGACAUCAAUACUCGAAAGGAUGCAGAGCUAGCAGCUGCAGAGAAAAAGCUGGCAGAAUGUCAAGAGACUCUACAUGUACUUGGUAGGCAAUUACAAGCAAUGUACCCACAAGUUGGCCUAAAUGCAUCUCUCCAUAGUAAAAGACUUCAAAUGAAUGAGUUUUCGGUUAAACCAAAUUACGACGGGUCAAAUUCUAAUGGCUCCUGUAAUAACUCAGAUGAAAUUGAUCAUGCUGAAGCAUAUAGUGUAUCUUCUAAUUCUGACAUUCAAGGAGUGAGUGAUGAGUUUUCAUCUCAAAACUUUGAUUACACAUCAUGACUUUCAGACGCCGAAGGCCACCUUUCGAUAGAUUCUUAGCCAGAGUUGUUAUAUGGUUACUGAAUCAAAUUCACAUUCUUCUGGUUCUGCCACAAGGAAGCAACAUGCACAUGGUUUGAGCCAAUUCUUUUGUUCAAAAGAGAAAACUAGUCACUAGUAUAUUUUUGUUACUUAAGUAUCAGAGGGAACUCCCCGAUGAAUUGUACAUUGAUUAUAUAGUAAACAGUUACGGGUACUGAUGUUUUUGUAAGUAAUUCUCCUUAGUAUAUUGAAUUUAGAUAAAUCUUGUUUUAAUCUAGUCCUUCUAUUCCAUGUAUCACUGAUAAGUAUAGGAAACAUGUUGCUUGGCAAGAUAAGUAUAAAUUUUGAUUUAUAAAUACAGGUGUAAAAAUAUUA
This is a messenger RNA of Cicer arietinum (chickpea), 2929 nucleotides long. Its product is annotated as filament-like plant protein 5. The record is from RefSeq and is a predicted model, not a curated record. NCBI's taxonomy places the organism in Eukaryota, Viridiplantae, Streptophyta, Magnoliopsida, Fabales, Fabaceae.